Megalobrama amblycephala (Wuchang bream) is the source of this 1791-nucleotide messenger RNA. RefSeq names its product phosphoglycerate mutase 1b (gene pgam1b). The transcript is spliced from 4 exons. Bases 192 to 956 code for a protein of 254 amino acids. Gene Ontology annotation, molecular function: intramolecular phosphotransferase activity. The record is from RefSeq and is a predicted model, not a curated record. Gene Ontology annotation, biological process: glycolytic process. NCBI's taxonomy places the organism in Eukaryota, Metazoa, Chordata, Actinopteri, Cypriniformes, Xenocyprididae.
ACGCGCCUGAUAGGUCGCGCGCAGCAGGAAGUGUUCUCUCCUCACGUUCAUAAGCGACGACCUCCAAAAGAAGCGCUGCGAUUUUACCGCUCACCGUGUCAGCAUCCCUCAUCCGUGUCCCGGGGCCGUGUCUCCGUUAUUUACGAACAUUCCCGCUGCGUUUGAGAGCGUUUGCGUGCAGACCGCGCGAUAUGGCCGCGUAUAAGCUGGUGCUGAUCCGCCACGGCGAGAGCUGCUGGAACCAGGAGAACCGAUUCUGCGGCUGGUUCGACGCCGAUCUGAGCGAAACCGGAGAGGAGGAGGCCCGGAGGGGCGGACAGGCCCUGAAAGAUGCGGGUUAUGAGUUUGACAUCUGCUACACGUCAGUGCUGAAGCGAGCGAUCCGGACGCUGUGGCUGGUGCUGGACGGCAUCGAUCAGAUGUGGCUGCCCGUGCACCGCACCUGGCGUCUGAACGAGCGCCACUACGGCGGGCUCACGGGGCUCAACAAGGCCGAGACGGCAGCCAAACACGGCGAGGCGCAGGUGAAGAUCUGGAGGCGCUCCUAUGACAUCCCACCGCCACCCAUGGACCCCGACCACGACUUCUACACUGCCAUCAGCAAGGACCGUCGUUACGGAGACCUGACGGAGGACCAGCUACCCUCGUGUGAGAGCCUGAAGGACACUAUCGCUCGAGCUCUGCCCUUCUGGAACGAGGAAAUCGUUCCUCAAAUCAAGGAGGGGAAGAGGGUUCUCAUCGCUGCCCACGGCAACAGCCUGAGAGGAAUCGUCAAACACCUGGAGGGUAUGUCAGAGGAGGCGAUUAUGGAGCUGAACCUUCCCACGGGAAUUCCCAUCCUUUAUGAGCUGGACAAGAACCUGAAGCCCGUGAAGCCCAUGCAGUUCCUGGGAGAUGAAGAGACUGUCCGCAAAGCCAUGGAGGCCGUCGCUGCUCAGGGCAAAGCCAAGAAGUAGGCCGAGAUGUCCUGUAUUCGGUCUCUUAUUUUCCACAAUCCUCCUCAAAAAUGCAAUCAGUGUUUUACCGUGAGACUAGAACCAAACCAGUGACCAAUCAUUUCUUUCCUUAAGCUCGGGACCAUGCUACUAAAACUCAAAUUUUACCGCUUGAAUAUGUGUGUAUAUGCCGUCAAACUGAGCCACAGUUUGUUUAGGAGGGAUUUUAGCUUUAUAUAGUCUCGGCACUGAAAAUCCACGACUGCACAUUUCAAAAGAUGGCACAUAUGUUUGUCUGUGAUGGCAUCGCUUUGACAACUGUUGCCUGGCAACAGCAUAUAUUAAUAAUGAUCGGGUGGGCUGCAGAAGUGGUGCGUUUUCCCAUCUUCCUGUGAUUCAUGCUUUGUACCGCUGCUCUAUAUCUCUGCUCUCCCACACAGACAUGCUCCGGAAAUAUCCCACACGAGAAGAUCUCUGUAACGUGGCUCGGUUUUAGGAUUCUCCUACAUCAAGAGUAAAUAUGUUUUUGGUGGUGAUUAAAAGCAGAUUAUAUUCCUGUGGGCAUUUUUGGAGAUGUUUAUGGUCAUUUUUUGUCACUUUUUAUGUGGUAAAUGUCACUGAAUGUAAAAUCCUGCUGAUGUCCAUGUCAAGUAUAAUGCAUUUUGACCCUGCAAACAUUCACCAUGAUGGAUAUAUUGAACGUUUUGCCCUAGAAAAUAAAUGCUCAUUGUCUGUUCCUUUAUAUUUCGCUUGUGCAACAGAUGUUGAAAUUAUUUCGCUCGACUGAAAGACAGAUUUCUAUGUACACUUGUGUGAGUUAAUGUGCAAUCCCUAAUAAAUGUCAGCUUACUGAGCA